AUGUCAACAUCAGAGAACACAACAUCAGUUAUAGUCCAUGAAGCCAUUAAUGAAGAAUAUGAAUACAUACAGUAUAACAAACAAUUGAGACUCAUUCGUUCAGUCAAAGACGAUAUGUACCAAAUGCAGAGUAUUUUGACAGUAUGUUUUGCUCCAGAGAAUAAAACACCAAAUGAAUGGUUUGAAUUAAAUAGCACUCAUGAACUCCUCAGUGAGUUUGAACAUGUAGAACUUAAAAAGAUGUACCAAGACAGACAAAACUUACCAUCACAUCUAAAAGGUAUAUAUGUUCAUAAGUUCCUAGUUAGUUCAAUAGCAAUGUGGGCUUCACCUCGUUAUGCAAUCUACAUACUUAUGCUAUUUGACGAACUUUGUACAAAGCAGAGAGAAGAUAUGAUGAAAGAAGACAAAAGCAUACAGAAAAGAAUACCACGUUCGGUACCAAAAGGAAAGGAGAAGAGCUAUAAGUAUAUGAUUUACACUGAAGAGAUGGAGAAAGAAGAUGAUAAAGAUAUGGUUAUGUUACAUUGA
Messenger RNA from Trichomonas vaginalis G3, 531 nucleotides. Its product is annotated as KilA, N-terminal/APSES-type HTH, DNA-binding family. NCBI's taxonomy places the organism in Eukaryota, Parabasalia, Trichomonadida, Trichomonadidae. Bases 1 to 531 code for a protein of 176 amino acids. The transcript has a single exon. The record is from RefSeq and is a predicted model, not a curated record.